AUGGAUCCAAUCUUAGUCCUGGGGUUCAGUGUGUUCUGUCUGCUUCUCCUUUCACUAUGGAGAUGGAGCUCUGGAAGAGAGAAACUUCCUCCUGGCCCCACUCCUCUUCCAAUUAUUGGAAAUAUCCUGCAGAUAAAUUUUAAGCAGAUGAGCAAAUCCUUAGCCGAUUUCUCAAAAGUUUAUGGUCCCAUAUUCACUUUGUAUUUGGGAAUGAAGCCCGCUGUGGUGCUGCAUGGAUAUGAGGCUGUAAAGGAAGCCUUGGUUGAUUAUGGGGAGGAGUUUUCUGGAAGAGGCAAAUCAGCAAUGUCUGAAAAAAUUAACAUAGGCCUUGGAAUUGUUUUCAGCAAUGGAAAAUACUGGAAAGAGACGAGGCGCUUCUCUCUCAUGACUCUGAGGAAUUUUGGGAUGGGGAAGAGGAGCAUUGAGGACCGUGUUCAAGAGGAAGCAUCCUGUCUUGUGGAGGAGUUGAGAAAAACCAAUGGCUCACCCUGUGAUCCCACCUUUAUCCUGAGCUGUGCUCCUAGCAAUGUGAUCUGUUCCAUUAUCUUCCAUAAUCGCUUUGAUUAUAAAGAUCAGAAUUUUCUUGUCCUUAUGAAAAGAUUCAAUGAAAACUUCAGGAUAUUGGGCUCCCCAUGGAUGCAGAUAUGCAAUAUUUUCCCUGCUAUCAUUGAUUACUUCCCAGGAAGUCAUAAUAGAGUGCUUAAAAAUAUUUCUGAAAUGAGAACUUAUGUUUUGGAGAAAGUAAAAGAACACCAAGCCUCAUUGGACAUUAACAAUCCUCGAGAUUUUAUUGAUUGUUUCCUGAUAAAAAUGGAGGAGGUGAGACGUUAA
Molecule: messenger RNA, 831 nt
Organism: Castor canadensis (American beaver)
Lineage: Eukaryota; Metazoa; Chordata; Mammalia; Rodentia; Castoridae
Source: RefSeq, a predicted model, not a curated record